UCUUGGUGCCACUUGAGGUCGCUGUCAAAUUUUCAGCUAACAUUAUAGAACCUUCUCGCUCUCCGUUGAAAAUGUUGGACGAACUUGACCGUUCCCAGGGUGAAUUAUGUCAAAGAUGGGGGCACGCUUUGCACGGCUGUUUAAGAACUUUAAUAUAGAAAACCGCGCACAUCGUGAAAUUGGGAAGGCAAAACCUCAAACUGCACCUCGACAUCCGACCCACAUUGAUCCUAUUCACAGCACACAGGUUCCUGAGAUCUCUGAUGCUAUCCACAAGAAAAACGACCCCCUAUUGGUGUUUUUGAAAUCCGUGUAUGUGGAAUCAAAGGAUCCUACUCUAAAGCAGGCUUCAAAAGAGGUGACUGAGGAGGAAGAAGUGCGCAGACCACUCGUGUACAGCCUGCCUGAGGACCCUUAUGGUAUUGUUGAGAUCACUGAUGUUCCUAAAGGCAAACUGUCUAUUGUUGAGGCCCUCAAAGCUCUCAGCAAUCACAAGAAUGCUCCCCAAACAUGGACAGUGGACAAGGUUGCCCAGGAGUACUCUCUUGACUUAAAAGACACUAAAGCACUUCUAGAGCAUUUCAUCCCCUUUGAGGUUAAGGUUAUACCCCCCAAGACACAGGAUGCAAAGCAGAUCAAAGACACCUAGGAGAAGACUACCGCCAUCAACCCAGCGUCUAUGGAUUGUCUAUUUGUAAAUGGAAUUGAAGGUUGUCUGCCCUCCAAAGUUUGUCAUGGAUUAAAACAUGUCAGAAUUAUCCUCAUCUUAAUGAAACUGCUUGGGUUUUUAUUUUACAUAAGGUCGCAAAAGGCGGAUGCAUGAGAAUAGAACCCCUCUACUGUUGGUUUCGGAACAAGAAGUGCUACUGCCGCUCUCAGAAAGCUAGAACCAUUCAGGAACGUGGGGUCAUACACAAUAUUUUCCCCCAGAUUAGUCAAUGAGAAUCACGCUUGUUGACCUUGACCAAAUGAAGCAUACUGUAUGCAACAUUUUUACAUACUGUAAUGUAAUUAGGGAAAAGCCUGGACUUUCCAGGCAUUUUAAUCCAGUACUAUAAAAUAGAAAGGCUUGCUGCAUUAUAGAGGUGGAGUCAUCACUGUCAAUGUUGGAACAAUCUUUUCUCUGUAUUUUUGACAAUCUAUAAACCUUAGUACAUAUUUAAUCGUCUGUAUUAACAAGUUAAUUUAUCUGUCAUUUAAUGGUGUGAUUUAUAGCUAUCAUAAUUGGCUUUUACCUUUGUGUAUAGUCAAUGUUACAUGUUCACACGUGAUUGUAAUAAGUGGAUUUAAAUGUUAUUAAAUUGGUUGAUAUUUCCCAAA
Messenger RNA from Esox lucius (northern pike), 1320 nucleotides. It is a transcript of the gene ndufaf4, whose product is annotated as NADH:ubiquinone oxidoreductase complex assembly factor 4. Gene Ontology annotation, biological process: mitochondrial respiratory chain complex I assembly. The transcript has 3 exons. Gene Ontology annotation, cellular component: mitochondrion. Lineage: Eukaryota; Metazoa; Chordata; Actinopteri; Esociformes; Esocidae. The record is from RefSeq and is a predicted model, not a curated record. The coding region runs from base 107 to 649 and encodes 180 amino acids.